This is a messenger RNA of Porites lobata, 1785 nucleotides long. Lineage: Eukaryota; Metazoa; Cnidaria; Anthozoa; Scleractinia; Poritidae. The record is from the annotation of a GenBank genome assembly.
GUUUUCUCAGUUCAGUUAGGUUGAGUGCUAAACGCAAACGUGCAUGCAAAAAUGACCUGUUGGAAGGCAAACUACAUCAAUUUCUUUGUUCUCGCAGCAGUCUUGUUUGUUUCAAGCGAAAAGGUGCCUAAGUACCCCAGCUACAAGAAGGUCUUGGGGAAGGUAGCAAAUUCUCUCGCUGUUCCGCAAAUAAGAAAUGUCUCGUCGAAGACUCAUUUUGAAGUCUGUGCUGAAGAGGGAGAAGAGAUAUUCUACUGUCCUCUGGAUGAAAUAUGCUGCACGCCAGGGGAUCCAGCAAGUAGAUGUUGCCCGGCAGAGUAUCCACUUUGCUUACCCAAGGAAAACCCAGUAGGAUGCUGCCCAGUAGGAUACCCAACGUUAUGUGGCCUAUAUUGUUGCAAGGAAGGCAGCUUUUGCUGUAAUGGGAUGGACUGUUGUGAUAGAAUAGGCGCUUGUUGUGGGGCUCGGUGUUGCGAAAAUGGUGAAUUUUGCUGCAAUGGCAUAAGCUGUUGUGAUAGUGUAGGUGCUUGUUGUGGGGUUCAGUGUUGCGAGUUUGGCGAAUUUUGCUGCAAUGGCAUAAGCUGUUGUGAUAGUGUAGACGCCUGUUGUGGGGCUCAGUGCUGCCCAGAAGAUGCCCCUUGCUGUAAGCAGGAUGGAUCCUCAGCAUGCUGUGACAAAGUUACCAUGGCCUGUUGUGACGGAUACGGAUGUGUUCAUCCUUGCCCAUCUCAGUUUGAUGCCCUAGGUUGCCAACUGACAAGCUUGUUUCUUGAUAAUAACCGCUUAGAGACACUAUAUACAUCGACAAAAAACGUUUAUCGAAUACUGCGCCCAGACGAAAAUCCUGAGGGAAUUGUCGCAAGAGAUCCAGUUGCCGAGAAAAAUGUUCUCUCGCAUGUUAAUUGCGGAAGUCGAUCAAAUUACGCUUCGCAGUUUAUAUCAACAUCAGCAUCCUUAGACGUGGCCAAGGACUACAAAGAAAAAGGCGAGGAAAAAGGUCUAACUGGAUUGAGAAUUUGCGAAUUUGAAGUGGAUAAAUUGCCCCAGACUUGCCAGAUGGUGGACCUUACAACCGAGGAGAACCGAGACAAGUACCUGGGAAACGCUCUGAGCAAAACCUAUGCCAAGGUAUCGGCGGAGAUUCUUCUCCAAUGUGAUGCGCCAAUUCCCUGUACGGUUAUUGAUCCCCCAACCGAGCGUGAGACGAAGAAGUUUGCAGAUAUUCCAUUUGAACUUUAGAUGGAACAUUUCAUCGAUGUUCAGGAAAAUUUGAAGCCUUGAAUUGUUUAUGACUAGUUAGUGUACUGAUUUUAAGAUCAAAACCGGGAAGGGGAUAAUUUUAUAAAUAAUAGAGGUCUCUUGUGAUAAAGUUCCAGGUUUUUCAUCCAUCAGUCUAGAAUUUGUGUUCGAAAAAAAGCUUUCUGCGCGAAAGGAAAAGUAACAAAUUGAAUUUAUUUGCAUUUAACUAAUGUUUCUAUCAAUUAAUCGUCUUAACUUUUAAAUUAAAAAAAAAAUCCCUGAAAUAUUCGUUUUAGUUACAAACAGGUAACAGGAAGUUGAUUUUUACCCGAAUUAAUUUUUCUAAGAAUUUGCGAAGGGACUUUGAAUCUUUCAUCUAACUCAAUGGAAGGAAUUGAAGCUUGGCGGCUUUGCUACCUUCGUAGACGUUGCCAAUUGUGAAUCAAUUACCCCGGAUCUUAAUAAGCUUACAUUUGAAUUAUCAUUAAAACUAUGGUUCUAAACAAAGUACAAUGUCAUUUCUCGCGUCAUUCAAGAGGAAACACA